GGAGAAGCAAAAAGCUCGUGCGCUAGUAAGGGAGUAAACUUGCAAGAUGGCGGCGCAGUGGGGCGCAGGCAAAGAGACUUUAACUGCCUGCAAUAUGGAUUUUUUCCCUCUGGACACCCUAAGCGAGACUCCUGAGCUGUGCCCUGGAGGAACGCUGGAGGCCCUUCAAAGCUGCUUAGACCCCUCCAUCCUUUCCAUCUUUGACGACAACCCGUCAAUGGAGACUAAAGGACUAGAUGAGGACAGUGAAGCCACACUGUUAACCGCCCUGACGGAGAUCCUCGACAACGUGGACGAUGAAAACCUGUCCCCUUUUGACACGCUGCCUGAGUCGGACUUGCUGUCGAGUCACAAGGGAAGGGAACACUCUCCGCUCAGGAGAUUACUAUGUAUGCCUAGGUCCCCUUCAGAGAAAGGCAUGUCUCUGAGUGCAAGACCCUUGUCAGCUGGAAAGAACCUCUCUAGGAUACCAGUUGACUCACUACAGAGAAGUGACGGGGAGGAAGAAGAAGCUGGCUCUCUGACUCGCAGCCCAGUGAGGCACGGUUUACCUCCAGACUGGGAAGGUGUGACCCUCCCGUUUCCUGUCACCUUUGAGCAGGAGAGUGAUGAUGGCCUUUCAGUCAGCCUGGGGGACUUGGUCAGGCACAUGCACCCAUACUGCAUGGCCAUUUGUGUGGAGAAUGACGAAGGGGUGCAGAUGCUGCCGGAGGGAGGCAUCUUGCUUGAGGUGGUGGAUCAAGGGGAAAAUGGAGAGCCUAUCCUGGUUGUCCCAGACAUGGAUCUACCAGGUCUUAUACCACUCGAAGAGAAGUUAGCAGGGGAGGAAGAAGUAGCCUCCGACACUUCACAACAUAUUGUCGUUGACGAUGAUGACUAUAUUAAUGUGCUGUCUAAGACUCCAGGAAAUAUUCCAGGUUCGUUUUCAGAAGAGAUGAUUAACAAGCAGAAGGAAGAGACCUUAGCCAGAGUUCCCUCCCGUAGAAAAAAGAAAAAGAAGAAACAUUGCCCUCUUGAACUUGUUGAGGGAAGGGUUCUGAGGAGUACCACUGUGAGAAAUCAAAUGCAAGAAUUGCCACAAAAACCUGAAAAAAGACCACCCAAAGAAGAGAAGAACAAUAUUGCAAAGGCUCCAGCUGCUCCUGUACCUCUUGCUUUAAAAUCUAAGAAAAUAAUUUGCCAAAGUGAAGCCCAAGCAGAAAUCAGCAACCCAGAAACAAGUGUGAAAGCUAUGUUUGUGACACCCAGACAGCAUACAGGACCAGCAAAAGCUGGUGCUCCUGAAAGUCCAUUCACCUCCCAACAGCCCAAUGAAAUGUUCAAACAGGUGUCCCAAGCUACCAAUGAGCUCUGUAGCCAACCACCGUUGGUGUCUCCCAGCAGCCAUGCAGCUUCUUCCAACAGCACAGCAUCAACUGUCAGUGAGCCCCUCCCACCCGCGGCCCCUGCAUUUCCAGAAUCAAAGCCCAAGUCCCUCAGUUUGGCCGAGUAUCGACGACUCCGGCUGCAGAAGAAGCCAGUCAUGGUGGAAAAACAAGGCGACAACAGCACCAAGUGGCCCAGCCUGCCGGAGCCCCCCAAAGAACUGACCCCUAUCCCCUGUCUGCCUGACCCUUACCUCAGGGAUCCACGCCGGCCCACCACCCAAGCUGCGAGGAGGGAGGUGGUCGAGAUGAAACCCGCCUGGCAACCACGGGGACCGUGUGCCCCUCCCACCCCAGAGGCUCUGUUAGUGCCGCCAGCCUACAUGGCGGCAUCAGCCAACAAAUCUGGUACCGCUACUUCUAAAUCACAAGAGUCGCAAGCAGUCUCGACUCCUAAAUGUGCAGUGCCCCAGAAACCUUCAGCUGGUACACCUGAUGUUGUCAACCCCCCGCCUCCCACAUCUGAAUGCCAACCUGUGAAUAAGUCGCCUGACAGAAAGUCUGCGCCUAAACUUUCUGAUGCGCAGUUUGCUAAAAUUUCUUCUCAAACCACUUCAGAGAUGGUCAGCUCUGCUGUACUUCCUGUCGCCGAUCGCCUACAGAAGACCACCAUUUCCCAGAAGGGGCCGGAAGUCAUUCCUCCUACCUCUUUAAACAACCUCAGCACAUCUGCAAAGUCCCCCACAGUAAAUGCCAAACGCUGCUCUGCUCCUUCCUUGGCCUUGCAUAGUCUUAAAUCACAAGCUAUCGUGCUUGAAGCAAAUCAGAAAGUCAGUGCACCAGUGGAACCUCCUAAGGCAAAGAGCCCCACACAGGAGUUGGUUGAGUCGUUUACCAGCGAGAUAGGUAUAGAAGCUGCUGAUCUGACUAGCCUGUUGGAACAGUUUGAGGAAACACAAGCCAAAGAGCAGCAAAGUGUACCGGAGGUCUGUGGUAGAGCAGCAGCUGUAGGAAACUCAAGUGCUGAAUUUGCUCGAGAGAAAAUUGUUGUGGAGCGUGUCAGAGCCAAUGAUCUCUCAAGCCCUGCAGCCCUCACUCCUCCAGCCACUCCUCCACACCAGAUGUGGAAACCUCUGGCCCCUGUGGCCCUCCUGAGAAAGGCAAACGUUCCGCUCUCUUCCAAGACCAGCCUCUCCAAGGCUAUUCAGAUAGAAGCGCGCCCUUUACCGUCAGCCAGAUUCCACAGCAAGCCCACGGCAGCUUCUGCCACUGUCUCUCACUGUGUGGUGUGCAUGGAUCAUGAUUAUUGCCUUCCCAGCAAAGGUGCGUCUCCCACUGGAGAGGCGGGCAAGCGAUGGAAUGUCAAACAACAGGCGUUCAUCACAAUUAAACCCAUCAAGCACACUGCUGUCGCCACUACAGUGACCCCGCAGUCCGCCUCCCAGUCUAACACCCAAUCACCAGAGGCUCUGGAUCAUGCCAUGGAGAGGUCUUCUGUUCUGGAGACUCCAGAGGCUUCUCCAGCCCGGCAGGAUAACGAAUCCACUUUUAAAGAAAACACUGCCAGGAAGGGGCCUUUUGAGAGGUCCUAUGGUUGUUACGCUUCCUCUCGCACCCUCAGCCCCAAAGAGAGGGGGAGAAAACGAACAGCCCGACGUUCUCCAUCUGUGUCCAGCAGCAUAGAAUCUGACUCCCAUUCAUCUCGCUCUCGGUCCAGAUCACACUCACCAUCCAAGAAAAGGUAUCGUCACCGCUGCUCUCGCAGCAGAUCCGGCUACUCCUCGCGUUCCUCUUCUCGGUCUUCUGUGUCCCGCUCACCACCCAGAAGGAGAAGGUACUCUUAUUCCUCCUCUCACUCUGGCUCUUGGAGUCGCUCCAGGUCGCGGUCGCAAUCACCUCAAAGAUGUGCACAGUGGAGGAGAAACAGAAGAUUGUGCAGCCCCUCAUAUCGAAGUACCUAUGGACACUGUGAAAAUGCAGAGGAUGUAAAGAGACGGAAGGAGAAAGCCAUUGAGGAGCGACGGGUUGUUUACAUUGGUCGAAUUCUGGGCACAAUGACCCAAAGGGAGCUCAGAGAGCGUUUCUCUUAUUUUGGCAAGGUGGAGGAUUGUACUCUGCACUUUAGGGACCGCGGGGACAACUAUGGGUUUGUGACUUACUACAACACCAAAGAUGCUUUCACCGCCAUCGAGAAUGGAAGCAAACUGCGCAAGCCUGAUGAGCUGCCAUUUGACCUCUGUUUUGGUGGGAGGAGACAGUUUUGCAAGACCAGCUAUUCUGACUUAGAUUCCAACAGAGAGUAUAACCCACCAUCUGCAAAAAGCAAGGUGAAGACACUAGACUUCGACACUUUACUGAGGCAGGCCCAGCAGAGUCUGAAGAGGUAACAAGAGGCCCAUCUCUGGAAGCAGCCCAACACUUACCUCAAAAAGAAGCAAAACUAAAAAAAAAAAAAUUUGUGGCAUCAGUUUCAUUUUUGUUUACAUUUUAUUUUUGUUUUGGCAAGCCUAAUACCUUCUAUUGAAGUGGAAAUUUAUAAGUAAAUGAGCAAAAGAAGUUUAAAAAAAAUGGAAUGUGACAAUUUUUUUAAAUUUUUAUUUAACUGUAAAAACAAAACAAAAUUUAAGUGUAUGGAGGGAAUCACUUUUAAAGACGAUACAUAAAAGGAACUCCGCAAUUGUUUGGAGAGAAUCUACCUGUAUAAUACAUUUGAAUGUACUGCAAACAAAAAUAAAAAAUAGGAACCCGA
Messenger RNA from Dunckerocampus dactyliophorus (ringed pipefish), 4113 nucleotides. It is a transcript of the gene pprc1, whose product is annotated as PPARG related coactivator 1. The record is from RefSeq and is a predicted model, not a curated record. The coding region runs from base 47 to 3751 and encodes 1234 amino acids. Gene Ontology annotation, biological process: positive regulation of transcription by RNA polymerase II. The transcript is spliced from 14 exons. NCBI's taxonomy places the organism in Eukaryota, Metazoa, Chordata, Actinopteri, Syngnathiformes, Syngnathidae. Gene Ontology annotation, cellular component: nucleus. Gene Ontology annotation, molecular function: transcription factor binding; RNA binding.